Messenger RNA from Fusarium proliferatum ET1, 1062 nucleotides. RefSeq lists its product as uncharacterized. The coding region runs from base 1 to 1062 and encodes 353 amino acids. The transcript is spliced from 3 exons. The record is from RefSeq and is a predicted model, not a curated record. Lineage: Eukaryota; Fungi; Ascomycota; Sordariomycetes; Hypocreales; Nectriaceae.
AUGGCAGCUCCUACACGACCCCCAGCCAAUGCCUUCGUCGCUAAAGCCCGCAAGGUCUACAAUCCAAUUGGCUUCUCCAAAGGCUACAACUUCAUCCUCUGGUUCAUCUUCGCCGGGGCCAUGUUCGGCUUUGCCCUCGCUCGAAUGAUGUUCCUCAAUUACAAUAGCAUUUACUGCAACCCCAACAGCAAGGGUAAUGGUGCAGGCCCCGGCGAAUGCUGGUCUUACAACAGAAAGGACCUUUACAAGAUCGGCAUCAAAAUGCAUCUCUACACCAUCAUUCCGGCUUCAUUUCUCGUUGUCUUUCAAUUCGUUCCUUUUAUUCGAUACAAAGCACUGCUGUUUCACCGUAUGAAUGGAUACAUCGUCGUUGUUCUGGCGGUAAUUGGGACCGUCGGUGCCAUCAUCAUUGCGCCUAUCGCCUUUGGUGGCGCACUUUCGAUUAGAGCUGCUGUAGGUCUCAUGUCGAUCAUGUUUCUCGGGUCACUCUUCCUGGCGAUAUGGAAUAUCAAGACACUGCAGCUUGAGCAACACCGUGCGUGGAUGCUUCGCGCAUGGUUCUAUGCUGGUUCAAUUAUAACUUUGCGAAUCAUCAUGAUUAUCUCCGCCGUAGUUAUGUCCAAGAACCCGAGCUUCCGACUCCCAAUGCAAUGCGCCAAGGUCGCUUCUUUCUACGACGACACCAAGUCUUUGAUCGCCAAAUACCCUACCUGCGACGACCCUAAUGCCUGGGUUGCAGUACAAGGGGACAUGUCAGGAGAGAGUACGGAGAACAUUGCAUCCGCUCUAUCGCUAGGAUUCUCCAUGGCCAUCUGGCUAGCACUAGCCAUCCACGCAAUCGGCAUUGAAGUCUAUCUUCACUUAACACCCGCAGAGACCGAGCGUCUUCGAAAGAUCUCCUUCCAACGACAACAAGAACGUGGUUUUAAGAACCCCGGAAGUAGCGGGCUUACGUCUGACCGUUUGGGUGACGCUGAGACGUGGCGUCCGAGCACCGAUGCGACUGCAUAUCCGCCUAGCAAGGGGAGUGAUAGUGACAUUUCGAAGGUUGCAGCGGCUUAG